Dentiscutata erythropus is the source of this 663-nucleotide messenger RNA. The record is from the annotation of a GenBank genome assembly. Lineage: Eukaryota; Fungi; Glomeromycota; Glomeromycetes; Diversisporales; Gigasporaceae.
AUGCGCCGUAGCAGAAAUAAAAUUAAAUCUAAUGAAUCUCCAGAAAACCAAGCUGAUGAUGCUUUAGAAACACUUGCUCCAACGUCAGUAUACUCAUCAUCCUCUCGCAGUCAACCAGAUAUGUCAAAGUUUUGUCCUAAGACAUUACAUUCAUUGCUAUCAUGUGCAAAAGAACUAUCGCAAGCCAAUAAUCCUCUACAAUCUCAAUCUAAAAAUCAACAACCUGCUAUUAGUCACACUUUACAGUCUUUUAGUGAACAUGACUACGACUACACUUUUAGGAAUGAAUCAGAAAGUAGUUUAGCAUAUGAAAAACAACUACGACAGUCACUUUACGAAUAUACUAUUUCUUCUAUUCCUUCAAAGCAUUUAUAUGAAAAUACAGAUAACGUUAUAAGGUUGGCCAACGAAGAUCGUCUCACACUCCAGAAGGCAAUGCAAUACGCAAUGAAUAGCCUCGAGCUUGCCCGUGAAACUAAAAAUGCAAUGUCUCGCGUUGAAGAAUCAAUACAAAACCUUGAAGAUGUGGCCGAUGCAAUGUUUGAGCUGCUUGAAAUUGAUAAGAAUGCAAGUGAUCUAGUAAUGAAAAGUAUGUGCUAUGAUAAGCUCAAAAACAAUUAUUAUAAGAAAAUGAGUCAAGUUGAAAAUUCUCAAGGAGGAUAG